Messenger RNA from Mus caroli (Ryukyu mouse), 1944 nucleotides. The record is from RefSeq and is a predicted model, not a curated record. Lineage: Eukaryota; Metazoa; Chordata; Mammalia; Rodentia; Muridae.
AAACUAAGCCUACAGAACCUUUUAUGAUUGUAUGCUGUCCUCAGCACUUCUUGCCAAGUGCUCAGUUCUUUUAUGUUUAUAAAUUGUAAUGGUAAUAAACUCAGUGCCUUUUUUCCCCUGUCUUGGAACAGGCCUAGUUUGUGCUCACUUUCUGCCACUGUCUCCUGAAUCCUGACUGCACUAACAGGUAGAGGCCACAAAGUCCAUCAUGUAGUACCUACCUAGUCAUAAAACAGCAAUCAUUUCUCUCUUUCUCUCUUUCUCUCAAUUAGAAUUCAGGUGGUUGAGAAAUUCUGUGACUAUGAACAUAGCAGUCAGUGUGGAAAGACUCACCAACAGAUGACAGAGCAUAUUGUUAAUGGGGAGAGUCAUCCUGCAGUCACGGUUUAUGAAAGCAGUGUGAAUGUAAAAGACAUCAAUGGUCACUCAUCCUCAGAUGUGCUCCUUAGAGGUCAAAAUGAAGAGAAACCAUACAGAUGUCAGGAACUNGUGGAAAAAGCUAUCAAACGUGAAAAAUGUUGGAAAGAUGCCACCUAUUCUGAAUCCUUCCAUACACUUGAGAGUGUUCCUGCCACAGAGAACAUUUGUGAAAAUACACAGACCUAUGAAUCUUACAGGAAUCUUACGCCUCAUCAAGAUUCUAAGAGAGCCCACACUGGAGAUGAGGUACAUGAGUGUAAACAAUUUAAGAAAACCUUAAAGGGAGAAAGUUAUAUUCAAAUACAUGAAAGGAUCCNUACUGGAGAAAAACCACUUGAGUGUAAGCAAUGUGGAGAAGCCUUUGUUAAUUCCAGUCACCAGACCAAACAUCAGACAAUUCACACAAGAGAAAAAACAUACUCAUGUAGACACUGUGGUGAAACUUUCCUGUAUUCCAUGGCCCGUCAUGAUCAUGAAAAAACUCACAAAAGAGAACGGAGUUUCAUAUGUAAGCAUUGUGGGAAAGCAUGCAUUCAUUCUCAUCAACUUCUUCAGCAUGAAAGACGCCAUACUCGAGAGAAACGGUUUACAUGUGCUCAGUGUGGCAAAGCGUUUAGACGGUCCUCAAACCUUCGCAAACAUGAAAGGAUUCACAGUGANAGGAAACUNUAUGCAUGUAAACAUUGUGGGAAGGCCUUUAUCAGUGAGGGCAACUGUUACAGGCAUGAACGAAUUCAUACUGCAGAAAAAACCUACGUUUGCAAGCAGUGUGGGAAAGGGUUUACACUUUCCUCAUACCUUCAAAACCAUGAAAGACGCCAUGCUCAAGAGAAACGGUAUACAUGUGCUCAGUGUGGCAAAGUGUUUAGACGGUCCUCAAACUUUCGCCAACAUGAAAGAAUUCACAGUGAAAAGAAACUGUAUGCAUGUAAACAUUGUGGGAAGGCCUUUAUCAUUGCUAGCUACUGUUACAGCCAUGAACGAAUUCAUACUGCAGAAAAAACCUACGUUUGCAAGCAGUGUGGGAAAGGGUUUACACUUUCCUCAUACCUUCGAAAGCAUGAAAGAAUUCACACUGGAGAGAAGCCCUAUACAUGUAAAUAUUGUGGGAAAGUCUUCACCCAUUCUAGUGCUCAUCACAAGCAUGAAAAAAUUCACACUAGAGAGAAACCAUAUAUGUGUGUAUAAAGUGUGGGCAGGCAUUCACCUUUUCCAAAUCCCUUCAAAUACAUGAAAGAACUCAUAGUACUAGAGAGAAAUUCUACGAAUGUAACCAGUGUGGGAAAGCGUUUGCAUGCUUCUUACACUUUCAAAGGCAUGAAAAAUCUCAUCAUGGAAAGAAACCCAUUGGGUAGAACUUGUACCUGGGUAAGCUAUGUGUAACUAGUAACUUGGGUUUGAGACUGUUUGUUUAUCGUUUGCCUUAUUUGCAUGAGGUUUGGGGCAAGAACACACUCAUGCCAGCCCUUCAAGUCGGUUUUGAUUAGUUGUAUUUGAUGUGAAAUUAAAAAUGUAUCAGUGUUA